Quercus robur (English oak) is the source of this 648-nucleotide messenger RNA. RefSeq names its product glutathione S-transferase F13-like. Gene Ontology annotation, molecular function: glutathione binding; glutathione transferase activity. The transcript is spliced from 3 exons. The coding region runs from base 1 to 648 and encodes 215 amino acids. NCBI's taxonomy places the organism in Eukaryota, Viridiplantae, Streptophyta, Magnoliopsida, Fagales, Fagaceae. Gene Ontology annotation, cellular component: cytoplasm. The record is from RefSeq and is a predicted model, not a curated record.
AUGACUAUCAAGAUUUAUGGAGUUCCAAUUUCCACAUGCACUGCUCGUGCGACGGCCUGCCUCUAUGAGAAAGGAGUAGAUUUUGAGCUUGUUCCGGUUAAUUUUUUCGGAGGGGAACACAAACAGCCUGCUUUUCUAUCUAAGAAUCCCUUUGGUCAGAUUCCAGCGCUGGAAGAUGGUGAUCUCACUCUUUUUGAAUCUAGAGCAAUUACAGCAUAUGUGGCUGAGAAAUUCAAGGAAACAGGAACUGAUCUCAUUAGGCACAACAACCUCAAAGAAGCUGCUUUGGUUAAGGUGUGGAUACAGGUGGAAUCCCAGAGUUUCGACCCUGCAAUCACUCCCAUUGUCUUGGAAUAUGUUUUAGCGCCUAUGAAAGGCAAAACUGCAGACCAAGCGGUCAUCGAUGCCAACUUGGUGAAGCUAGAAAAAGUGCUUGAUGUGUAUGAGUCUAGGCUGAGUAGCACCAAGUACUUGGCUGGUGAUUUCUAUAGCCUGGCUGACUUGCACCACUAUCCUUACACUCACUAUUUCAUGACGACACCAUGGGCCUCGUUGGUGAAUGACCGUCCCCAUGUUAAGGCAUGGUGGGAGGACAUUUCUUCUAGGCCUUCUUACAAGAAAAUGGCUGAGGCUAUCACUUCUGGUUAA